Yarrowia lipolytica CLIB122 is the source of this 711-nucleotide messenger RNA. RefSeq lists its product as uncharacterized. Lineage: Eukaryota; Fungi; Ascomycota; Dipodascomycetes; Dipodascales. Gene Ontology annotation, molecular function: RNA-DNA hybrid ribonuclease activity; nucleic acid binding. Gene Ontology annotation, biological process: DNA replication, removal of RNA primer. The record is from RefSeq and is a predicted model, not a curated record.
AUGGCUCGAGGCAAAGAAUCGUACUACGCCGUCCAGAACGGCCGAGAAGCCGGCGUCUACAACUCCUGGGACGACGCCAGACAGCAGGUGGAUGGCUACAGCGGUGGAGUCCACCAACGAUUCGACACGCGAGCCGAAGCCGAAGCCUUUGCCGGCGGAUCUGGAGGCUACGGCGGCGGCUCCAGCUACGGCGGCGGCUCCAGCUACGGCGGCGGCUCCAGCUACGGCGGCGGCUCCAGCUACAGCACCAGCAGUGCCAGAGUUCCCGUGUACACCGACGGAGCCUGUCACAACAACCAGGGCUCCAAUGCUCGCGCUGGUGUUGGAGUGUACUUUGGACCUGGUCAUCCCGACAACGUGAGUCGACCUGUGCAAGGAUCGCGACAGACCAACCAGCGGGCUGAGUUGGAGGCUAUCCACGACGCUGUCGAAACCAUCCACCGGCGAAACGACGGCAUCAAUUACGAGGUCAAGACGGACUCAGCUUACGCGCAGAAUGCCUUUAACAAGUGGGGCAGCAACUGGCAGCAAAACAAUUGGACCACCUCCAAGAACGAGCCUGUCCAGCACCGAGAUUUGAUUGAGCCCACCCUCAAUCGACUCAACGAUCUGGGAGACCGUGUCGAGAUCUCCAAGGUCAAGGGUCAUUCCGGCAACCCAGGCAAUGACGCUGCCGAUAAGUUGGCCGGCAAAGGAGCUAGAGGCUGGUAA